GUAGAGCAACUAGCAUCAAUCAAUAUAUAGAGCUAGAGAGAGAAAAUGAAGGUGACAAUAGGUGCAGCCCUAGUCCUCUCUCUCCUCGUCUGCACAACGUUGGCGGACAACCCAAGCAGCAGUGGGGAGCUGUCACCAUUUUGCAAGGACAAGUGUGAUGUCCGAUGCUCAAAGGCAGGAAGAGAAGACAGAUGUUUGGAGUAUUGUGGCAUUUGUUGUGAUAAGUGUAAGUGUGUGCCAUCUGGGACUUUUGGAAACAGGGAUGAAUGCCCUUGUUAUAGAGACUUGAAGAAUUCUAAGGGCCAACCUAAAUGCCCUUGAAUUUCCUCACCUCAUCAAUAAUUUUUUUUUUUAAAAUCUUUUGUGGGAGAUGUCUUGAGGCUCAUGGUUUUUGAGUUAAACACAUACAUAUGCAUCUAGAUAGUUUAUGUGUCUCUUGUUCAUGUCCCUCUUUCCAGGGGUGGAUCCAGGAUUUGAGGUUAGAGGGGGCUGAAUUUAUUGAUAUAUGACGUCUGAAGACAUUUACACGGAAGCAAAUUUUUUUGAGCA
Salvia miltiorrhiza (redroot sage) is the source of this 549-nucleotide messenger RNA. Its product is annotated as peamaclein-like. The transcript has a single exon. Bases 46 to 321 code for a protein of 91 amino acids. The record is from RefSeq and is a predicted model, not a curated record. NCBI's taxonomy places the organism in Eukaryota, Viridiplantae, Streptophyta, Magnoliopsida, Lamiales, Lamiaceae.